This is a messenger RNA of Kwoniella botswanensis, 1548 nucleotides long. RefSeq lists its product as uncharacterized. The record is from RefSeq and is a predicted model, not a curated record. Bases 1 to 1548 code for a protein of 515 amino acids. Gene Ontology annotation, cellular component: membrane. Gene Ontology annotation, molecular function: transmembrane transporter activity. Gene Ontology annotation, biological process: transmembrane transport. The transcript has 10 exons. Lineage: Eukaryota; Fungi; Basidiomycota; Tremellomycetes; Tremellales; Cryptococcaceae.
AUGCAAGACGACGAGAAAGCGUAUUUACCUUCUCAAGGACCUGUACAAGAAGUGAACGAGCAUGAUACUCAUCAUGUCGAUGCGGAAAAGGAUGAUGAGGCGGCUAAAUUUCUCGCCGAAGUGGCCAAUCGACCUGAUGCGGAAGAGCUGCUUGCGCCAUUAGGAGAAGCAGAGAAGAGAAAGUUACUGUUGAAAGUCGAUUGGAUCAUGGUACCUCUUCUUGGUGUGGCACUGAUGAUGGGAUCAGUCGACAAAGUUUCUUUGGCAACUGCGGCAGUGAUGGGUUUCCGAGAGGAUACACAUCUUAUAGGCCAGCAAUAUUCACUUACAUCAUCAGCGAUUUACUUCGGGGCUAUCGCUGCUAUCAUCCCUUCGCUCAUGUUGAUGCAGAGAUUACCACCUCAUAUCUAUAUAUCUGCCAAUGUCACUAUCUGGGGGAUCAUCACCUUGUGUCUUCCAGCUUGCAAGAAUUACGCUCAAGUCAUGGUCGUAAGGAUUCUCUUGGGUGUAUUUGAAUCAGUCAUUUUCGCAGGUUUCGGUCUGAUCGUAUCGAUGUGGUGGACUCGAGACGAGCAACCUGUUCGAACAGCCUUUAUCUUUUCUACCGCAUCCUCCCUGUUCAAUGGGAUUUUCGCGGUGGCUGCAUGGAAUUACAAGGGCCAGGGUGUUGCACGGUGGCAACUACUCUUCCUGAUCGUCGGCGCAGUCACCCUGGGAUGGUCUUUCCUUCUGUGGGGUUUCUUACCUGCAAAUCCAACCAAGGCUAGAUGGUUAUCUCUGAGACAGAGAGUAGUUGCUACUAGACGAAUGCAAGAUAAUCAUACGGGUAUCGAAAAUAAGACUUUCAAGAGGGAUCAAUUUAUCGAAGCGUUCUUGGAUCCCAAGACGUGGUUUUAUUUCUUCAUCAAUAUCUCACUCAAUGUACCGAAUGGUGGUCUGGUAGGAUUCAACUCUAUUGUAGUUAAAUCACUUGGUUUCACAACACAAACAACUCUUCUUUUGGGUAUCCCAACAGGUCUCGUCUCUUGGUUAUCUUCCUUCUUCUGGGGAUGGGUAGCCACUAAAACGGGAAAACGACAUCUCAGUGCGAUGGGUUCUUGUGUUCUGCCAUUGAUUGGAACUGUCCUCUUGUACAAAUUGGAAAGAAACUCGGUAGCUCUUCUUUAUCUUUACUUGUGUUACAUGUACUGGGGUCCGUACAUCGUCAUGAUGGGAUCGAUGUACGCCAACACCGGUGGAUAUACGAAGAAACUCACUGUGUACGCUAUGAGCUAUAUCGGGUAUUGCGUUGGUAACAUUAUUGGCCCCCAAACAUUCUUGACCAAACAAGCGCCAUUGUACGUAGGCGGAGUCGUCGCGAUGUUAGUCUGUUAUUCGGCUGCUUUAGUCUUGAUGGGUCUCUUCUGGCUUUACCUUCGUCAUUUGAACGCCAAGAAAGCAAUAGAGUACGAACGCCUCAAGACUCAGUUGGAGUCUGAAGAUCAACUCUUGAGUGAUUGGCAGGAUUUGACGGAUAUCAAAAAUCCUCGAUUCGUCUAUGCGUUGUGA